Messenger RNA from Parasteatoda tepidariorum (common house spider), 582 nucleotides. Lineage: Eukaryota; Metazoa; Arthropoda; Arachnida; Araneae; Theridiidae. The record is from RefSeq and is a predicted model, not a curated record.
AUGUACAUCAGUCCAUCCAUUCAAAAUGAAUUAAUAGAGAUUUGUGGUAGCAUUAUCCAAGAGACAAUUGUUGAUAGAAUCAAUAAAGCAAGCUGUUUUGCUAUUCUUGCAGACGAAACUAUGGACAUAACUCAAACUGAGCAGUUGACAUUUUGUGCAAGGUACAUCGAUGUGAGAGAUUUCAUUGACAUCGAAAACCUCAUGGGAGAAAUGGAAGUAUGGGCAUCAAAGUGGAACAUGCGUGAAUCCCUUAGUAGACCAGAUACGGCACUUUCAGCAAUGGAAGAAUGUGACAAUACCAAAGGUAAAUCUAUUUUUGAUACUGCCAAAGAUUAUUUUACAGAGAAAAACAUUCCUCCAGCAAAUAUUAUGUCGAUUGCCACUGAUGGAGCUAAUGCAAUGGGUCGACAUCGUGUGUUUAUAGCCCUUUUGAAAAGGGAAAUACCAGAUAUUUUAGCUGUUUACUGCGUGCUUCACAGACAGCAUUUAGAAGGAAAAAAUCUCAGCGACCGUUUGCAUCAGUCAUUGCAAUGUGUCAUAUCUGCUGUGAACAAAAUUCACAGUAAUGUUCUCAACGAUUGA